Messenger RNA from Volvox carteri f. nagariensis, 767 nucleotides. RefSeq lists its product as uncharacterized. NCBI's taxonomy places the organism in Eukaryota, Viridiplantae, Chlorophyta, Chlorophyceae, Chlamydomonadales, Volvocaceae. The record is from RefSeq and is a predicted model, not a curated record. The coding region runs from base 168 to 767 and encodes 199 amino acids. The transcript has 5 exons.
CUUAUACAUCUCUAUGCCGUUGUUGUGCAAUAUCUAAGGCGUGUUCCUUUUAAAAAGCUGAAGGUAUUUAGACAGUAGGGAAGCAUUUCUAAAAAUCUCGGUAAACCAUUGUAAUAAGUAUGCCAGUUUAUAUUAUCACCAUAGGUUCUUGUGUCGAACGGUGCUAAAUGAACCAUGGUGCAUGCAUGGAAGUAUUCGGGGCGGAGAAGUCUCAGGCCUCUGCUAUGGAAGUCCUGGAGAAACCGCCAUGCACGGUCCUGUACCCACAAUUUUGUGUUCAGGCGCUUUGUGGCUUCGAUGGAUCUAGCUGUGGAGUUAAGUAUGCGUCCUUCGCAGCCUUCGCACCGGCAGUGUUGGAUACGGAUGCCGGUAUGCCAUGUUUUCAGACCUGUUGUCGCAGCGCGGGCUUCGAAGCACGGCGCCGUUGCCCGGCGGGUGUGUUGGGGCCGCGGGGCAUUGAGGCCGCCAUCAUGGACACGGGCGGCGAUGCAGGGCGCGCGCUAGCCUGGUACCCCGGGUUGUUGAUGGCAUGGCGGUUUGAUAAGGCGGAUACAUUCUUCCGGGAGAAUCAGCUUCCAGCAUACUACGGCGAAAUCGACUCCAUCCGGCGCCAGCUCAUCAACCCCCGGAAGAUGAUGAUGAUCGGGCCAUACCUCAUCAGCUUCCCUGCACUGCGCGUGCUGAGCAAGCGCAUGCCCCAUGUCAACAUCUCGUCCCAGGAUCUCAACUACAAGGACAAACAGAACCAGCACGCCACUCUCAAGUAG